This is a messenger RNA of Clonostachys rhizophaga, 1200 nucleotides long. The record is from the annotation of a GenBank genome assembly. Lineage: Eukaryota; Fungi; Ascomycota; Sordariomycetes; Hypocreales; Bionectriaceae.
AUGCCGCCCACCGUCAGAGCCCAGUUCCCGGGGUUGGCUCAGGAUCAAAUCUUCCUUGACAAUGCGGCCGGUUCGCAAGUUGUUGCAAGCUGCAUCGAGUCCAUGAGCCACUACAUGGCCGACAAAAAUGUCCAGCUGGGAUUCGACUAUCCGCUCUCGCAGCAGGCAACCUCACGUUUCGACACUGCGUUCGAGACCACUGCAAAAUACAUGAAUGCAUCCACCGAUGAGAUCGUCUUUGGGUAUUCGACAGCACAGAUCGUUCGUGCUGUCAGCAUCGCGCUCAAGUUCCAGCCCGGAGACGAGAUAGUUCUGAGCAAGCUUGAUCAUGAGUCUCACCUCGCGCCGUGGGUGCAGGUCGCCCAGUGGAAAGGCCUCAAGAUCAAGUGGUGGGUGCCCUCGCGAGACACCACUACCAACCCGAAGCUUGAGGCAGAUGACCUAAAGGCGCAAGGACUUAUCAACAACCGUACAAGGAUUGUGUGCUUUACGCACACGAGCAAUGUUCUCGGGUCCAUCACAGAUGUUGCUGCAGUGACUCGCGCUAUCAAAUCUAUCAAUCCGGACACCUUGGUUAGCGUCGACGGGGUCGCUUACGCCCCCCAUGCUCCUAUCGAUGUCCAAGCUUUCGGAGUCGACUUUUACUACUUCAGCUGGUACAAAGUCUACGGGCCCCAUAUUGCGACAGGGUUUGUCAAUGCGUCGGCUUUCAAAAACCUUGAGCCCUUGGGACAUUUCUUCCUUCCUAAGACGAGCGCCCAGUACAUUCUGGGUCUCACGAGUGGCAGUUAUGAAGCCAUCCAGAGUGUCUCCUCUGUGGUCAAGUACAUCCACAGCGUUAACUGGACCUGGAUUGAGAAGCAAGAGACUAUAUUGCAGGAAGAACUCUUGCGUUUCAUCCGAUCUCGGGCAGACAUUCAGCUGUACGGCGACCCAACUUCCGAUCGGAGUGUCAGAGUCCCCGUCAUUAGCUUCAGGGUUUCUGGUCGCUCCUCUGUGGAGGUGACGCGUGAGCUCUGGGAAAAGUCAAAGUGCAGACCAACUGCGGACAACUACUGGGCUAGGAGGUUGCUUGAAGAUGUGCUCCACGUGGACGCGGAAGAUGGAGUCAUUCGUUGUUCCUUUGUGCAUUACAAUACCGUUGAAGAGAUUCAAAGCUUGGUGCGUGCCCUGGAGCUAAUCCUGGACGCCAAGAAAUAG